Messenger RNA from Phycodurus eques (leafy seadragon), 1011 nucleotides. RefSeq names its product homeobox protein orthopedia B-like. The record is from RefSeq and is a predicted model, not a curated record. Gene Ontology annotation, biological process: neuron differentiation; regulation of DNA-templated transcription. Gene Ontology annotation, molecular function: DNA binding; DNA-binding transcription factor activity, RNA polymerase II-specific. Bases 1 to 1011 code for a protein of 336 amino acids. Lineage: Eukaryota; Metazoa; Chordata; Actinopteri; Syngnathiformes; Syngnathidae. The transcript is spliced from 3 exons.
AUGCUCUCCCACGCCGACCUCCUGGAUGCUCGGCUCGGUGAGUUCUCGGCUCUAAACCCGGGAGCGAAACUCCACUGGAUGAAAGAUGCUGCAGAGUUACUGGGACACCGAGAGGCUCUCAAGUGUCGGCUGGGCGGCGGGGUGCCGGACCAGGGCCAUCCGGGAGACAUGGCCCCCGGUUCGGACUCCGUGGAGGGAGCCACCCUCCUGCCCGGCGAGGACAUCACCACCGUGGGAUCCAACUCGGCCGGUAUGACGGUGAACGGGAAAGAACCGGAGAAGCAGCAGCAGCAGCAGCAGCAGCAACAGCAGCAGCAACAACAGCAGCCCCAGCAGAGCUCCGGCGGGCAGGCCAGUCAGCAGAAACAGAAGCGGCACCGGACCCGCUUCACGCCGGCGCAGCUCAACGAACUGGAGCGCAGCUUCGCCAAGACGCACUACCCGGACAUCUUCAUGAGGGAGGAACUGGCGCUCAGGAUCGGCCUGACCGAGUCCAGAGUUCAGGUCUGGUUCCAGAACCGCCGCGCCAAGUGGAAGAAGAGGAAGAAGACCACCAACGUGUUCCGCGCCCCGGGCACACUGCUGCCCACGCCGGGCCUGCCGCAGUUCUCGGCGGCCGCCAUGGAGAACAGCCUGUGCUCGUUCCACGCCAACGACUCGCGCUGGGCGACGGGCAUGCCGGGCGUGUCCCAGCUGCAGCUGCCGCCGGCGCUGCACGGCCGCCAGCCGCCGAGCAUGGCGCAGUCGCUGUCGCAGUGCAGCCUGGGCCACGGCCCGCCGCCCACCUCCAUGGGGCUGUCCAACGGCCUCUCGUCCAACGGCUCCGGCCUGCAGUCGCACCUGUACCAGUCGCCUUUCCCCGGCAUGUCGGCGUCGCUCUCCGGCCCCACGAACGUGUCGGGCUCCCCGCAGCUGUGUAGCUCCCCGGACAGUGACAUGUGGAGAGGGACCAGCAUCGCGUCCCUCCGGCGCAAGGCGCUGGAGCACACAGUGUCCAUGAGUUUCACUUAG